AUCUUCCUCUGUGACGUCACAAUGCCCGGCUUAAACCGCGAGUGUUUGUUGUGUAUCUUAUGAUCAGCUGAGCCAGAAGCAAGCCUGUCAGUCGCUGUUGGGGGUGCCGAGUUAGGUCUGAGAUCCUUACGAGGCAUUAGAAUUAUCGGUUAAGCAAGGAAGGGAUAAAGAGAGGACAAGAAACUUAACGCAUCAAUCCAAGCCAUGAAGUUCCAGUACAAGGAAGACCACCCGUUUGAGUACAGGAAAAAAGAAGGGGAGAAAAUCCGAAAGAAAUACCCUGAUCGGGUACCUGUUAUUGUGGAGAAGGCACCCAAGGCCAGAGUGCCUGAUCUGGACAAGAGGAAGUACCUUGUCCCAUCUGAUCUCACAGUUGGUCAGUUCUACUUCUUGAUUCGAAAGCGAAUUCACUUGAGGCCAGAGGAUGCCCUGUUCUUCUUUGUCAACAAUACUAUUCCUCCCACCAGUGCUACUAUGGGUCAGUUGUAUGAGGAUAACCAUGAGGAAGAUUAUUUUCUCUAUGUGGCUUACAGUGAUGAAAGUGUGUAUGGAAAAUGAGCUCAUUACUUGCUGGCCUCACAGAUGUGGUGGACUGAAAGGACUGUUGUGAGAGGAAUUUUGUGUCAGAGAAAAGCAAGAAGUGGAAGAAAGAACUGGACACCAAACCACAUAUUUCAUGCCAUAAUUUCCUGCACCUUUAUUAUUUCUUCUUACAAUUAUUUUAUUUAACCACUGGGGGGAAAGGGAGGCUUUUAAUAGCUAUCUGGUGUUUGGUGUUUUGUAACAGAGAUCCCUAGCCAAGUUCCCUCAGUUUCUAUUUAGCUAACUGGUUCUUCUGCGAAUGCCCAGGAAGGGGAGAGGGCAAAGAUGUGUGUCACAAGUGAUCCUGCUAGGACUGCCAAAGGGAAUUAAUGGCAAGACAACUAUCGCUGACUGGACCACCUCCUGUACCUAACGUUUAACUUACUUAGCUUUAAUGCUCAUAUGCAUGAAAAAGAUAUACAUUCCUGUUUUCUGAAGCCAUUUAUUCUUCUUCUUGCCCUGGCCCCAGUGGCAUGUGUGUUGCACUUUCCCCCCAUUCAUGUGUAGAAUCUUUUAUACUCCACAGUUACAUACUCCACUAGCAAGCUGCCAGUCUGUUGUAAACAGAAUCAUGUGCAUGACACUCAAUAUGAGGAAUUUGUAGAGUAAGUUUAGCCAACUUAGACAAUGACAGCACACCCCCUUUUGCAAAACUCUGAACUGGGCAUCCAUCAUAGUCUCAUCAACAGCACGAGUGUUUUCUGAUGUUACCACUAAAAGCCUGUUCCCUUCCAGAUCACUUCAAACCUGUACUAUGCUUCCCUUCCUUUUGAUUUACUAUCUGUACAGCUUGGAGGUGGAGGUCACCAGGAGCUAAUUUUCACUCACAGCUGAGCCCUAAGCAUACAUCUUACAGUCCUUUGUGAAAAUACAUUAUUCUUCUGGACUCUGUGGUUUCAAAAGGUGAAGAAAUGCAUUAAAUAAAAAUACUAUGUUGGAAUGCCAAA
Varanus komodoensis (Komodo dragon) is the source of this 1529-nucleotide messenger RNA. Its product is annotated as gamma-aminobutyric acid receptor-associated protein-like 1. Bases 205 to 558 code for a protein of 117 amino acids. The transcript has 4 exons. Gene Ontology annotation, cellular component: cytosol; autophagosome; autophagosome membrane. Lineage: Eukaryota; Metazoa; Chordata; Lepidosauria; Squamata; Varanidae. Gene Ontology annotation, molecular function: GABA receptor binding; ubiquitin protein ligase binding. Gene Ontology annotation, biological process: autophagy of mitochondrion; cellular response to nitrogen starvation; autophagosome assembly. The record is from RefSeq and is a predicted model, not a curated record.